Chrysoperla carnea is the source of this 713-nucleotide messenger RNA. RefSeq lists its product as uncharacterized. The transcript is spliced from 3 exons. Bases 66 to 713 code for a protein of 215 amino acids. NCBI's taxonomy places the organism in Eukaryota, Metazoa, Arthropoda, Insecta, Neuroptera, Chrysopidae. The record is from RefSeq and is a predicted model, not a curated record.
CUCAGUCAUGGUUUUACGUUCAACUGGAAGUUCCACUAUUAGAUCCAGAUAUAAGAACCGGUAAGAUGUUACAAGCUGAGCAUCGAAUAAAAUCGAGACAUAAAAAAUACAGAACAACAACAAUGUAUGAUCGAGAAAAUGAAGUGAAAUUCGAGGAUUUUAAGCCCAGUGAGUUUAAACCAAAUGAAUUUGUGUCAUGCAGAAAAGAGUAUUCGUCAAAAAUUGAGUUUCCGACGCCAACAAUUAUAAUUCCUGCUCCACAGAAUGACCUAACGGCUUUACGUAAUACAUUUCGAAGUGCAAUUACCGUUAAAAUAAUGUAUAUUGUUACAGGAGAACCACAUGUAGUUAAAACACUGAAGUCCCCUACAACCACAAAAAGAGCCUCACAUUUUUCUGUAAGGACCUAUGAAAAUAUUAUCAAGAAAAUGACACUCGCUAAAUUUCAAUGCCAUUUAAAACAAUUAAAUUGGAGUGAAAAGAUUAUGGAUUAUUCUUGGGAUAUUAAAAACCCAGAAAAAAAUGAAGCAGUAAUUGUUGCUGAGGAAUUAAAACAUUCGCGAUUUUUGGAAAAAAGAAAUAGUAGAAAUGCAUCGAAAAUAAAAAAUUCAGUAUCACCGAUACCUUCUUUUUUGACUGUUCAUGUUGGAUUUGGAUUAUCUCGUCUUGAAACAAUAUCAAAACCACCGAUACCAACAAAGUUACAGAAGUAA